UUUAUGACUUAUAAGUAUUAACCAAGCGUGUACACAUUUUGAAGCAUUACGCUAGUCUAAACUCGCACUGAGGUCUCUGGCCAUUCGUUAUUUUUAGCCGUUUUACUGAUUUGAUACCCCCCAAUCGUGUGACCGGGGUGACCUUCAGCUACAGAGGGAGCCGUUCUCAGGGAAAUUCUCGACAUGGACUCCAGGAUCCUCUUCCUUGCCGCUGCCAUAUUGGGCGUAGUGAGCGCCGCACCAAUGGGAAUGAAGAAUAUCCACAUCAUAAUGAACAACAGUGGUUUGGUAUGGCAGGAUCCGGACCAGAUGCCGUUGUAUGAGUUUUAUCAGAACAAGGUGUGGGGGUGUGGGCGGGGGUGGUCCCUCCUCCCCUGGAAGAAAUUCACCCUUUCCUCCGAGGGGCAGGUCUUCAGGGGAAGCUGUGACACGGAGUUUGUCCUACCCAGGAGCGUCAACUGUUUGAACAAAAUCUGUGUAAAGCCCGAGACGAUCACAAUAGAUAGAAGUGGAAUAGAAAUGAUGUUUACAAACGUGUACAAAAAUGAAACGAAAAGGUUAACACAUACGGACAAAACAAUGCAGUCGACGUGUUUUACAGGAAAUUCCAUAAUGGUUAAACUCACAACAGACCGUUCCGUUACGUUGCCUUCAACUGAUUUCCAGUUCAAGUUUGAAAUAUAUUCGGAAUGUCCUGGCGCCUCCAAAGACCUUGUGAUGAAAUCUAACGAAGAUUCUCAGGAGUUGUCCAAUAUGAACGCAUUCGAGGAAGCUGUGACAAAGAACCUGAUUCUGGGAAUCGUUACGGCAGCCUGCAUCUGUGUCGUCUUCAUCAUUAUAUUCUUUAUCACCUACUGCUACUAUAAGAACAACCCAGAUAUUGGAAGGCACCAUUACACAGAGGAAACCAAACCACUCAACAAAUGAUGAAAAGAGAAAAUUAGUGUUUAGGAAUUGUGUAACUUAAUAUCUUUAAAUUAUAUUUACAUGAGAUGUGACAAUUAAUACUUUAUGCAAUUUGUUUUCUAAUUUUGUGAGAUUAUGAAAUUAUUGAGGUUUUCUCUCCGCAAGCUGAGUAAUGUUUCUUAUGUAAUUGUGGUGUGUGAUUGAAAAUAGUUUAUAAAAUUGAAAUUUGGCCAGAAAAAAUUAUGAUGUAGAAAGUAAAUGAUAUGGAUUUUAAAAAUCAUAGUUGAAUGUAGUAUUUAACGAAAUUAAAGAAUUAUUUAAAUAUUUUAAACAGAUAUGUAGCAAUUUUUUAUGUAUACACACCAUUACUUAAUUAAUAAUUACAUAGACACCAGUUUUAAACUUCAUAAACACCAACUAUUAACAUUUGUAGUUUGUAUGUUUGAAAUGCAUCAUGGAACUUGAAUGAAAGUUUUGAAAUUGUG
This is a messenger RNA of Saccostrea cuccullata (small rock oyster), 1391 nucleotides long. RefSeq lists its product as uncharacterized. The transcript has 6 exons. NCBI's taxonomy places the organism in Eukaryota, Metazoa, Mollusca, Bivalvia, Ostreida, Ostreidae. The record is from RefSeq and is a predicted model, not a curated record. The coding region runs from base 184 to 927 and encodes 247 amino acids.